GCUAAGAGGAGAUCGAAUCGUUUUUUGAGUCGGAUCUUUCUAAUGAAUCGAUGCACAAAACAGGUCAAUGCACGAAUCGGACUGAACAAAUUUUUUACGAAGCGAACUGAAUUUUCAGCAUACUGAAAACGAGUUUUACCAACACACAUAUGAAACAAUUUUUUUCAUAAAAAAGUUUAACAAAGUCUUUUGAUGCUUUUUUGUAAAUUACAUUUAGAUUCUAAAUGAUGUUUUAUGAGCGAACUCAUUGCUGCAAACUAAAACAAUAACACUGUAAACAACUGUAUGUGCACAUGACUUUACCUUAACGUUUUAAAGCACGCAAAUAUUUCACGCAGUGAUGUCAGUUCCCAGAACUAGUUCAUCAAAACCAACUGAAAGAACUGUUUCACCAAAUGCCUCGGACUACCCAUCAGUACAUACUGCUGCUUGGUUGGUUUAAUUGUAUUUUGUGUCCAUCUCACUUGCGCCGCACAGUGGUUGAACUGCAGUAGUGCAACGCUCUGCAUAGGAGCUGUCCAGUGUCUCGGUGCUGAAACUUGUCCAGUCGGCUUUUGGCUAAGAGGGGUGAUAAAAUUAUAGAAUAGGGCUUCACAACCCAGCAACGCGUCAUUCAGAUGCGUCAGUAUAUGGACAAAGGGCUGCAGAUAAACAGAGGAAGGGACGUGGUGACAACGACGGGGGAAAAAGAGACUGAUUAAGACGUGGAGAAGUUGCUCAUUAUGCCCUGGUCUCUGGACUCGGUGCUGCUUCCCCCAUGUGCGUUGCUGGGUGGUCCUCCCCUCAGCGGGCUGCUCUGGACCUUUCUCCUCCUCUUCCUCUGGUACUGCUACCGAGUGGGUUCUGACCCACCAUCCCAUUCUGGCAUGCUGAAAAGUGGCUCCGGCCGAUCAUCAUUCUCUCGGUCAUCCAGCUGUUCACCGGUUGACCCCAGACACUCAGUGCCUAAAGCAUCUGCGGCUAUUACCAUGGAGAUGGUGGAGGAAGAGGAGGGCACAGAGAGCUACCUGACACCAGUGUUGAGCCACGCCCCUUUCCCCACCGAGGCUGCAGCGGAAAGCAAGAAGCUGUAUAGAGCACUACAAGAGUAUGCCAAGCGCUACAGUUGGGCUGGCAUGGGGCGAAUUCACAAGGGCCUGCGCAAUCAGGCCAGGAUCAAUGAUCGGCCAUCCAUUCAGAAGCCUCAUCUCUUCUACCUCCCAGAUGUUCCCAGCAUACCUUUCUUUCCCAGGGAUGCUCAUCGUCAUGACAUUGAGGUUUUGGAGGCCAGUUAUCCCAUAAUCCUUGCUGAGUUCCAAGCAAUGUACCAGAGGGGGAUUGAUACAAAGCUAGGGUGGAGCUACCAAGGACCAAAGGGCCAGACUGUGUUCCCGCUCUAUAACGCUGGAGUGUGUGUGGCCAGAAACUGCCGUGCAUGUCCGUGUACGUACCGAACUCUCCUCUCUCUCAGAACCUUCAUCAGCAGUAACUCUCUGGGAUCUGCUGGCUUCUGUCUCCUGGGUCCUGGGGCCACACUGGGAGGGGCCUAUGGCCCUACAAACACACGUCUGCGCUGCCAUCUGGGUCUUCAAACUCCUGCUCAGUGUGAGCUGGUGGUGGGUGGGGAGCCUCAGUGUUGGUCAGAGGGACACUGCCUCCUUGUGGAUGACUCCUUCCUGCAUACCAUCUCGCACAAUGGGGGAGCUGAAGAUGGUCCCAGAGUUAUCUUCAGUGUGGACCUGUGGCAUCCCAACGUGGCUGCAGCAGAGAGACAGGCUCUAGACUACAUCUUUGCCCCUGAACAGUAAUUCCAGCUGCAUUUCCCAGGACGCACUAGUCAAACCCACUUCAUGUGGGUUCAAUGCAGAAAAUGUUGUUUUAAAGUUUGCAAAACAUCUUUUGGUUUAGUUAAAGUUCAUAGUGAGGAUAUUUAUCAUUUAACUACUAGAUACUUUCAUGUCUGACUCUGUUCAGCCGAGACCUUUGAAAUGUUUCAGACAAAUGUCUUCAGUCAGAACUGCAGUUUAUCAUACAGAUCAGACGACAGAUCAUACUGUGACGACACGCGAACAAUUUUCGAAGUUCAUAUCUAUGUUUGACUUGUGCCUGUCUUGAGAAUCCCGCGCUCCUGUUCUAUGGUUUCUGUGCCUGAUUUCUCCUCCUUACCUCUCUGAUGUAUACUGUGAUAAAUGGUUCACCGUAAAUACUGUACAUGUGACUCACGGUUAUGCUGUAUAUUUUGUUUUAUUUCAUCAGAUGGCAAUUUAUUUUCAGACCUGUGAAGCACACACCGAAGACAAAAUACUGUAUAUGAACAGAUUACUUGCAUGCGUUCUGAUUUUCGAUAUUGUUGCCAACAAUGCACUUGAUGACUGUCCUGCAAAUCAAGUAUGUAUU
Molecule: messenger RNA, 2376 nt
Organism: Carassius auratus (goldfish)
Lineage: Eukaryota; Metazoa; Chordata; Actinopteri; Cypriniformes; Cyprinidae
Product: aspartate beta-hydroxylase domain-containing protein 2-like
Exons: 7
Coding region: 723-1787 (354 amino acids)
Cellular component (GO): membrane
Source: RefSeq, a predicted model, not a curated record